Coturnix japonica (Japanese quail) is the source of this 1411-nucleotide messenger RNA. RefSeq names its product FEV transcription factor, ETS family member (gene FEV). Gene Ontology annotation, cellular component: nucleus. Gene Ontology annotation, molecular function: DNA-binding transcription factor activity, RNA polymerase II-specific; sequence-specific DNA binding. The record is from RefSeq and is a predicted model, not a curated record. NCBI's taxonomy places the organism in Eukaryota, Metazoa, Chordata, Aves, Galliformes, Phasianidae. Gene Ontology annotation, biological process: cell differentiation; regulation of transcription by RNA polymerase II.
AAAUUGCUGGAGCCGGGGCCCCGAGCCCCUGCGAGUUGCCUGGAAACUCCCCCUCCUCCCCGCCUCCCUCGGCCCCUGCCCGUCCCCUGCCCGUCCCGCUGCCAUUUAUUCGCCAUCAGCUGCUCCCUGAUAAAGUGGAAUAAUAAUAAUAAUAAUAGGGGCAGGAAUAUUAAAACAUGCAGCCCGCGGGCCGCCCCCACAGCUGCCAUGAGACACGGCGCCGGAGCGGUGCCACUGCUGCUCAACAUGUACCUGCCAGAUCCAGUGGGGGAAACUUUGUUCAAAGACGGCAAGAGCCAGGCAUGGGGAUCCCUCAACCCGGGUGUGCAGAAAGGCAGUGGGCAGAUCCAGUUGUGGCAAUUCCUUCUGGAGCUGCUCUCAGACCGGGCCAACCUCAACUGCAUCGCCUGGGAGGGCACCAAUGGCGAAUUCAAGCUGAUCGACCCUGAUGAGGUGGCGCGGCGCUGGGGCGAGCGGAAGAGCAAACCCCACAUGAACUACGACAAGCUGAGCCGGGCGCUGCGCUACUACUACGAUAAGAACAUCAUGACCAAGGUGCAUGGCAAGCGCUACGCCUACAAGUUCGACUUCCAUGGUCUGGCACAGGUCUGCCAACCCGCUGCCCCCGAUCACACCCUCUACAAAUUCCAGGGCAAUUUGGCCCCUCUGCCCUUCUCGGGCAUCUCCAAACUCAACCUCAUGACCUCCGGGGUGACGCCCGCUGGUUUCUCCUACUGGCCCGGCUCCAGCCCAUCUCUCUACCCUGGGCACAGUCUCCAGCCCUCGGCCCCGUUCAGUGCCAUGGCAGCCUCCCACCUCAACAACAUGAACAACCACUACCAUUAAGGCUUGGCAGAUGCAUCCCGGUGGUGUGGGGUUGGGGAGCUUGGUGGGGAGGGGUGGGGGGGUGGGAUGCUGCCCUGCUCCAGCUGCCCCUGGUGAGGUUUGGAGAGCGGUGAUUCUCUGCCAUGGGUGGUUGGGGGGCUACCUUUAGGUUGAGGAGGGAUCUUCCAUGAGGGAAUGCACAGGUAUGCCCAAAGCGGAGGUGAAUGGGAGGAGAAACCAUGCCCCAGCCCACAAACCCCCCUCAGGAUCAGCUCAGCCUCCAGCCCUCCCAUCUCCUGACAGAGAGGGGUUGGGAGUUGUAGACCCCAGAAAGCCUUGCCUAAGGGUGAGGGAUCCUUGUUGCAGAUCCUUGCUUCCUGCCUCCAUCCUUACCUCCAGGGAACAAGGCUGAGUAAAGCAGGAGCAAAAACAAUGCUGGGAAGCCCAGGGCACCAAGGGGGAGGCUUAGUGUCCAAGGAAUACCCCCCACCCUCCAGAGCAGGACUUUGGCUCAGUGGAUGGAGAGGUGCUGGGUUCUGCCAGUCGGGGAGGGAUUUGUCUUCAAUAAAAUGGAGAGGUGCUGUGA